Molecule: messenger RNA, 477 nt
Organism: Ostertagia ostertagi
Lineage: Eukaryota; Metazoa; Nematoda; Chromadorea; Rhabditida; Trichostrongylidae
Source: the annotation of a GenBank genome assembly
GAUUAUCGCACAACUCAUUUCGGCUCAUUUCAGCCCCUCGCUGUGGUCACGGACAACUUUGACACCUUCUUAGCAAAGCGAAGCGAUCUGAGCAAGUUCUACAGGCUAUGGCGACAGAGCUCUCUGAACGGAUCGCUGACCGACGAAAAACUGUUGACGGCGUUCAUUCCGUCAGACGAUGCAUUCUCGAACAACGAGUUCAAGAGACUGAUCGGAAACCAAAAGUUGUCCGACAUCUUUGUACGGAGAUACCUCGUGGACGAGCCAUUGUGUGAGUUCGAUCUUCGCCAUAACCCAGGAGAGAUUCGUAUACAGACGUACGCCAACCUGAACGGAGAGGGGCUUCGGCCGACGUCGUCUGACGGCGAGACUAACGGGGUUGUGUACGUGCUGGAGUCGACGAUCGCCAAGAACUACGUUUCCACGCAACCAGGAGACGACAGAAGACGGGCCACCAAUGUACUUAGUAUUCUCUCA